AUGCCGACGAGCGUCGUCCUUCAGCUCGUCACCGAGUUCGACUACAUCAUCGUUGGCGGGGGCUCAGCCGGGUGCGUCCUCGCCAAUCGCCUGAGCGCCGACUCGAGCAACUCCGUGCUGCUGGUGGAGACUGGACCAAAAGACCGCGGGCUCCUCGACUCCAUCCGCCUGGCGAUGCCCGCCAUGCUCACGGCCAACCUCAUCGACGAGCGCUACAACUGGAACUACGUGACGGAGCCGCAGAAAAACUUGAACGGCCGACGUCUGACGUGGCCUCGAGGGCGGGUGCUCGGCGGUUCGUCGUCCAUCAACGCCAUGAUCUACAACCGAGGACACGCCCUGGGCUACGAGGACUGGAAGAACUCUGGCGCGGCAGGCUGGGGCUAUGCGGAUUGCCUGCCCUACUUCAAGAAGGCGCAGACGCAUGCCCUCGGCGCUGACGACUACCGAGACCAGCCGCUGUACCAGACGUUCCUCGACGCUGCGGUGCAGGCCGGGUAUCCGUUUACAGAGGACGUGAACGGCUACCAGCAGGAGGGCGUGGGAUCUAGCGCGUCGGCUGCGUAUCUGACGGAUUCGGUGCUGUCGAGGGAGAACUUGACCGUUCUGACCGACACGUUCGUCAACAAGCUGGUGUUUGAAGGGAAGCGCGCUGUUGGGGUGGAGGUGGAGCCUUUCAAAAAAUCUGGAGACCAAGUACCGAGACGAAUUCGAGCGGCGAAAGAGAUCAUUUUGUCUGGCGGCGCCGUCAACUCGCCGCAGCUUCUCAUGCUCUCGGGGGUGGGAGACGCCCAGCACCUGAAGGAAGUCGGUGUGCCGCUCGUGCACCACCUCCCAGCCGAGCACCUGGGCGUGUACCUUCACGUCAAGUGCAAGAAGCCGAUCACGCUCUACCACGCGACGCCCCAUUUCCCCCACGAGAUGGCGUGGAUGGGGCUUCAGUGGCUCACGUCCAAGACCGGGGCCGGCACCUCGUCACACAUUGAAGCUGGGGGCUUCAUCCGCAGCGCGCCGGGCAAGCGGCACCCGGAUCUCAAGUGGCAAUUCGUCCCUGGUGCCAGCGACAAAGACCGCCAGCUCCUGCUAGAUGGCCACGCCAUGAUGCUGCAUUGUACAACACUGCGCGCGACGAGCCGAGGCUUCAUCAAGCUGCGAAGCGCCGACCCGCGCGCGAGUCCCAUCAUCGAGCCCAACUAUCUCGACACGGAGACCGACCGGGUGGACCUUCGCAAUGGCGUGAGAUUGACACGCGAGGUGCUCCAACAGCAGGCCUUUGACGAGUUCCGGGGCGAUGCCGUCUCCCCGUCCGACCUCGUGCAGUCGGACUCGGAGAUUGACGCCUGGGUUCGACAACACGCCAGCACGGACUACCACCCAUCCAGCACGAACCGCAUGGGCCUGGAGAGCGACGCCAACACCGUCGUGGACUCCCAGGCAAGAGUGCACGGGCUGGAGGGACUGCGCGUGGUCGACGCGUCCAUCAUGCCCAACAACGUCAGCGGGAACCUCAACGCGCCGACCAUCAUGCUGGCCGAAAAGGCUGCCGACAUGAUCCUUCGGCAAUCCAGCGCUGCCCACGUCAUCGCCCCUAUCUCCGAUUUCUUUUACGUUUGCCCAAAGUGA
Phytophthora sojae is the source of this 1623-nucleotide messenger RNA. RefSeq lists its product as hypothetical. The transcript has 5 exons. The record is from RefSeq and is a predicted model, not a curated record. Lineage: Eukaryota; Oomycota; Peronosporomycetes; Peronosporales; Peronosporaceae. Gene Ontology annotation, molecular function: oxidoreductase activity, acting on CH-OH group of donors; flavin adenine dinucleotide binding. Bases 1 to 1623 code for a protein of 540 amino acids.